This is a messenger RNA of Oncorhynchus kisutch (coho salmon), 8232 nucleotides long. RefSeq names its product Rho related BTB domain containing 4 (gene rhobtb4). Gene Ontology annotation, molecular function: GTPase activity; protein binding; GTP binding. Gene Ontology annotation, biological process: small GTPase-mediated signal transduction. NCBI's taxonomy places the organism in Eukaryota, Metazoa, Chordata, Actinopteri, Salmoniformes, Salmonidae. Bases 404 to 2542 code for a protein of 712 amino acids. The record is from RefSeq and is a predicted model, not a curated record. The transcript has 11 exons.
ACAGACAAAGAAAGUCGGGCACAUGCCUUUCCUCCAAUGGCCCCUUUUAGGUGUGACAGAAACAAAGGACUUGGACAAACUCGCAUCAGCACCAGUGAACACCCAGUCCCCUAAACAAGAUUGUCUGCAGCUUUUGCAAUAUGCAAUAUGCUGCAUAUUUACAUUCCUUCUGGCGUCAGUACAUGGGAGUGUUUUAGAGCUGACUGGUCACAACAAAACCGGUCCAAAAGGCAUCGGAAGACAGGCGUCAAGUCUCACCAAGAAAAAAACUUCUAAGAGGGAAGAUAAAUAUACGAGCGCUGCGAAAAUAACUGUAAGAAAGCUAAAAGUGGAGAGUGUGAAGUGGACUACGCAGAACACCGAAAAGAUUCCAGAGGCGAAUGACCAUUGAAGGACCCUCUCCAUGGAUAUAGACACAGACUAUGAAAGGCCCAAUGUGGAAACUAUUAAAUGUGUGGUGGUAGGGGACAAUGCAGUGGGCAAAACCAGGCUCAUCUGUGCCCGCGCCUGUAAUGCUACCCUCACACAGUACCAGCUGCUCGCCACCCACGUGCCAACCGUCUGGGCCAUCGACCAGUACCGUGUGUGCCAGGAGGUGUUGGAGAGAUCUAGGGAUGUGGUGGAUGAGGUCAGUGUCUCCCUAAGACUAUGGGACACCUUCGGUGACCAUCACAAAGACAGACGCUUCGCUUAUGGCAGGUCUGACGUGGUAGUGCUGUGUUUCUCCCUGGCCAACCCCAACUCCCUGCGUCACGUCCGCACCAUGUGGUACCCUGAGAUCAAGCACUUCUGCCCCCGCACCCCUAUCAUCCUGGUGGGCUGCCAGCUGGACCUGCGCUACGCCGACCUGGAGGCUGUGAACCGCGCCCGCAGACCCCUGGCCAAACCCAUCAAGCCCACAGACAUCCUGCCUCCAGAGAGAGGGCACGAGGUGGCCAAGGAGCUGGGCAUUCCCUACUACGAGACCAGCAUCGUGGCCCAGUUUGGGGUCAAGGAUGUGUUCGACAACGCCAUCCGUUCCGCUCUCAUCUCCCGCCGUCACCUCCAGUUCUGGAAAUCCCACCUGAAGAGAGUCCAGCGGCCCCUCCUCCAGGCCCCCUUCCUGCCCCCCCGGCCCCCGCGCCCUGUGGUGGGCAUCCCUGACCCCCCUCCCAUCGACGGAGAAGCCCCCGACUCCCUCCUCUGCCAGCCGCUAUGCGCCGAUGUCCUCUUCCUACUCCAAGGCGGCGCCACGCGUGUCUUCGCACACAAAGUCUACCUGGCCACCUCCUGCUCCAAGUUCUACGACCUCUUCACCCUGGAUCUGCUGGCCAUCGAGGCGGAUUGGGAGGGAGAUGAGAGCGGUGAGGAGGAUGAACAGAGUAGGAGGGGUGCCAAAGAGCAGGCAGGGCGUACUAAGAGCUUGGACAUCGAUAAUGAUGGGGAGGGUGGAGCCAGGGGAAUCAAACGGCCACCCAUGCUCCAGCAGGGCUCCCUGAGGACUUCCAAAAGUGAUAACGCCCUCCCCGCCAGGAGCCAGUGCUCCGUGGGGCCCCUGGGGGCCGGCCGUGGCCUUUCAGGCUGGGGGAGGGGCUUCCUGAGUGUGUACCUGGAGCACGUAGCUGACCCAGAGACGGGGCGACCCCGCCUCAUGACCGUGGUCUCCAUGGACGGUCUCAUACAGGAAGAACCCUUCCAGGCGGUGCUGCAGUACCUGUACACAGGCAGUUUGGAUGAGGGCCGUGGGGAUCUGAUGCAGGUGGCCACCAUUGCUGAGCUGCUGGAGGUGUUUGACCUGAGGAUGAUGGUGGCCAAUGUGCUGAAUCGUGAGAGCUUCAUGAAUCAGGAGAUCACCAAGGCCUUCCACGUCCGUCGAGCCAACCGCAUCAAAGAGUGCCUUAGCAAGGGCACCUUCGCUGAUGUGGUGUUCUGCCUGGACGAUGGCUACCUGCCGGCACACAAGCCUCUGCUCAUCUCCAGCUGUGACUGGAUGGCCGCUAUGUUCCGCGGAUCCUUCAUGGAGAGCUACAUCAAGGAGGUGUCCAUCCCUGACACCAGUAGUGCCUGUAUGCGUGCGGUGUUGGAGUUCCUAUACUGUGGGCUGGUGACGGCCUGUCCUGACUGGGAGCCUAUGGAGCUCAUCGUCCUAUCCAACCGGCUAUGUCUGCCACGCCUCGUUGCCCUCACAGAACAACAUGUUGUGGAUGAGCUGCUACAGUGUUUGGUGAAGGGAGUAGACAUUGAUGGACAGGUGCUUGCUUACCUGGAGUUGGCUCAGUUCCACAAUGCCAAGCAGCUUUAUACCUGGUGUCUCCAUCACAUCUGCACCAACUACAACAGCGUUUGUCGCAAGUUCCCCAAAGACAUGAAGGUCAUGUCUCCAGAGAACCAGAGGCACUUUGAGAAGCAGCGGUGGCCUCCAGUGUGGUUCCUGAAGGAGGAGGAUCGCUACCUGCGCUCUCAGAAGGAGCGCCAGCGGGAGGAAGAGAUCCUCCGUAAGCAGCACACCAAGAGGGGCUGGUGCUUCUGGAGACACCCGUCCUCCUCACCCCACGUCUCCUGAGGCUGUCGCCCCUCCAUGACCCCUCCUAACCUCAGACUGAGGAGGCCAUGAGCCUACCACCCCUCCAUAACGGGAGAGCCAAGUCUCACCUCUGUAUGAUUGUCUGUGGUUGUACUGGAGACCAGAAGUCCUCACAAGGACCAUUUGGACAACUGGGGACAUUUUGCCAGUCCCCACAAAGAAAAGGGCUAUUUUAAGCUUAGGGGUUAGGUUUAGGGUUACAAUUGGGGUUCAGGUUAGAAUGAAGGUCAGGAGUUAGGUUUAUUUUUAGGGUUUGGGUUAAGGGUAAGUUUUGGGUUAGGGAAAAUAGGAUUUUGAAUGGGAAUAAAUGUGUUGGUCCACACAAAGGUAGUAAAACAAACGUGUGUGUGUGUGCACGUAUGUGCGAGGUUUUCCACCCCCACAGCUGUAGGUCAGGCGUGGGCAAUUUUCUAUACCCCAGCUGGCCUCUUCUUGCCAGGCCGCAGUCCAGUGCUGCCUCUUCCCCCUGAGCUCCACCCAGCCACCAACCGGGGGUGAUGGGACUGGGAACAAGGGCUCUCUCUGUCUCUCAGUCACACAGAUGCUAAAGACCAUUCCACAGACCACUGCGAAGACUCCCCUAUGGGGAGGUUACCUCUGCCUUCAAGUCUAUUCAGACUGUUAGAAUACUGGACCAGACCGUUAGCCAGAAGCGCGCCAGCGCUGGUCCAACACACAAGGAGGAAUGUUUCUGUUUGGUUUUGUUUCGCCGUGAGGUCUGGUCAGCGGUAAUGACACACACCACCCAAAGACACACGCAGUGUUGAAGACCCUGAUGACCAAAAUGGCGGCAGGGAUUUCAAAUUAGAGUAGAGCCGAUCCCAGACCUGGGAGUUUUGCUUCAGAGUCUCUGACCACCACUUAUGCCUGUCUAACUUCUCAUCCAUAGACUUUGUCCUCCAUUUUGGAAAAGUUUGACACCAUUUUGUUUUCUUUCGGGUCUCAUCCCAGUGAAGCUCUGUGUUGGAGGUUUGAAUCCCAAAUGUUGUCCUAGGGUACCUAGACUGUUCUAGAAUCACCUGUCUCAAAGGGAGGGGGAAUAAAGGGGGUAGUCUAGGUUUAGGAACCUGCUCCAGCCCAGCAGAUGGCUGGUGGUUCAAGCACGCAUCAUGACCCCCCCAACCCCCACAUAACACUAAGAGGAGAGGCCAACAGUGCUGAACAAACUGACCAAAUCCCCCUCAAAGACAUUCAAAGUGAACACUUGAUAGCAAUUCUGGAUCAGAGGGCUAUUUGAUACCACUGCCAUGGGAGGGAGUAAGAAGCAGAACUGAACAGAGUUCUUGCUCUGCCUUGAUUGACCACUAGGGUGCCCCUCAGCCAGCCUGCCUUUACUCAUCCUUACCACAGGGGGCAGCACUGCUCAGGGUACCAUCAUCAACCGUCACCCGGAGCAAACAGGAGUUUUCUCCCCUACCUGUUUAUAUCCUUGAUUCCAGUAGCUUUUGACUUUUUUAUUUUAUUCCAGUUGUAUUUGAAAGGCAACUUUAGCUGUUUGUCCUCACAUAGUGUUGAAAGGUAUUAUACCAAAAAUGAAGCUGUGACAUGUUCUCUCCCUCCUGUCUCCUCUCCUCCUCCGUAACAUGGCAAAUAUUGGAGGAAAGGAAAAAGGGAUUAGGAAAGGAGGAAUAAUCUUUUGAUCCCUGUCUGUGUGUCUUUAAAGCUGUAGUGUCAGGUAAAACCCAAGUGUCACUGCAGCACAUUGUCUUUCACACCUCUAGCUGGAAUUGAAAACGGUGCUCAAUAUGUCUACUAAAAGACACUAUGACACACACACACACUUACACACACACACACUAACAUACACACACACACACACACACACACUUAAGCAUACACACACACACACACUUAAACAUACAUGCACACCUUGUUCCUUUUCUGUCCACUAAUUUUAAAAUGUCAGCCCAGUCCUUCAUCAGUGUUAAUAUGCAGGAACCUGAUCUACAAAGAUAAUGUUACAUUCACAUCUGAUGCACAAAUGUCCUAUGAACAGUUUAGGAUCUCUUGGAAAAGCUUGAGGGGUUUUGGGUUAUUUUUCCUUAUCCAAAGGUGUGUGGCAGUCUAAUAGGCGUUGUGUUAGUGAAUAUAUUCAGAGUAUUAUUCAUUUCAAUGAUGGUCGUUUCAGUAUGAGUAGAGUUGAAUCUUAGCAUUAAGUUAAAUACAUCAUUUGCAAUACAGUAUUAGACCAAAUUUUGGACUUGCUUUUAGUUUCAGGGUGCAGUUUUAUUUAUUUGCGAGGCAGUGUGAUGUUUCAAUCAGUUGUUAACAAAGAGGAUGCAGUUCCAUCUUUUAGUUGAAUGCUAUUGGAGUUGGAUGUUGAACUGCUGAGGAACUCUUCAUAACCCACUGCACCUUUAAGAUCUCCAUGAAUCCACCACAGUGUAUCAGAACAGGCGUGUUGAAAGAAGAAGAAGAUAACUAGUAAAGCGUUGUUACUGUGUUUUAUUUUCUUCUCUUUCGGAGUGAAUGUGGGGGAAAAACAAGACUUUUUGACACGUUCGUUAUUAAGCACUGUUGUUCUAUUUGUGGAUUUGAGAUUUCAUGUAACAUUUUCAUCAUAUAAUAGGGGCUCUUAUCCAGAGCGAAUAGGGUUCAAUUCUUUGCUCAAGGGCACAUAGGCAAAAUUGUCACCUCUAGGAUUAGAACCAACAACCUUUCGGUUACUGGUCCAACGCUCUUACCCGCUAGGCUACUUGCCGACGGUGACUAACAGCGGGGGUUGGAUAGAUGGUGUGAAACAUGGCUCCUUUUGCUUUUCUCCACAGAAGACAUGUUUUGAGUCUUCAACGGCUACUGAAAUAGCUGUACGGUAGGAUCUCACGGGACCCAAGUGAGAAUUGGGCUGACCUUACCAACAAAAUAUAGAAGGGCAAAUAACCCAGGCAUCUUAAAAAUAGUCCCAACGCCCCUAUUUAGGGCUGGGAUAUUAGAACAUUCAUCUGGGGUUGACGUGUGGACAUACAGAUGUUUUCACUUCAUGACCCCUUUCUAUGCCCCAAGGAGGAGUUAUUUGAGUCCUACUAAUGGUAGACAUGCCCUACAAAGCCUUCCCUCAUGGUUUGUGCCUUAAAAAUGUACAUCCACUAUGAGGAACAGAGUAUACUCUUAAGUGUACAGUGUAGUCUAGUUUUAAGGUAGUUGUACACAGUUACAGACAGGUUCUGCAAAGGAUAAUAGCUGAACUGAUUGAUUUAGUGUCUGGUUAUGCUAACACACCCAGUCUCACCCCCCACCCAGGCCAGAGAGACAGGUCUCUCCCUGGUCUGUCUCCUACAACUGAGCCUCCCUCUGGGGCAACAGACCCCAGCCCUCCUGGAGAGACACUGGGUCUGCUGGUGGUCAGUCAACGACAGUCCUUAAAUUAGUAGAUGAAGGGGAUUUCAUAUAUUGUAUGGUCUGUUUCUGGUUGGCAAACUGAUUGAGUCAGUCCUAAACCAGCAGAGGAGCCACUGUAAACCCCUAGAGACCCAGGGUUAGACACCUCUGACCUCGCGGAUACCAAAGCUUACUAUGAGGAUACUGGUUUCCUUGUGUGAAUGAUGGUCAAUACUUGUGGGAUGUGGUUAUUAGUAUUUUUGCAUGGUGGCCUAAUUUUGGCAUUGUACUGACACUUUUCUCUUGACUUUUAAUAUUGGAUUUGCACUUUUCUUAUUUUCUGUCGUUUUACCUCUGCCUUUUUGUGCUUGGCAUGGACUACUUCUUUCAAAAGUUUCUAAAAAAAACAAUGAUAUUUUGUAGCAUGGGGUCUCCUUUUGUUUCUUAACUGUCCAUGUGGUGUACUUGGUUUUAUUGAGUGGGUGUCUCAUGCUCACGGACAAAGACAAACUGGACUCAGUGGUAUUAUUCAUAGCAUUAGUGGCUGACAUUGAAGCCUGCAUCUAUAUUGUGGGAAGCCUCUUUAGUCAUAAUAUUCCAAUUUUAUAUAAUAUUAUUCUCAGAAUAACAUUGACGGUACACAGGAAUUUGACAGAGAUGUCUUGCUUCUUGUACACUGUUAUAGCAUUAUCUUAGCACUGUUCUGUGGUGUAUUGGAAGCAGCAGGUUAGAUAUGAGACAUGGUGUUCUUGGGUUGCCAGCUGUGGGGCAUGUGGUUGCCCCAGGGAUUGACAGUGCUAGUACAGUACAGAGUUGUAGUUUGCCACUCCAGUUCUAACACUAUAUGAAUCCAUACACCUUGAGAAUGUCCCGUUUAUACAACGGGCUGCCUUGGGAACUAAAUGGACUGUUUUGAUUGGACUUGUAAAACGAUUCCUUGGCUUUGACCAGCCACCGAUAGUUGAUAGUUGAGCCAUAUUUUCCCCUAGAGGCUCAUUUCUGUAACUUCGCAUUUGGUGUGAGAUGAUGGACUAUCAUUUGAACUGCGGUUACUGCACUACUGUCAUUUAGUCCAGACUCUUGUAUGAUGUCACUUUAACAUCACCCUAGUUCAGAUUAGCUAUAGAGUGUAGUGGUAUAAACUCAAGAGAGUGUUCCUAUGAGAAUUUGCUGUAGCAUUGAUUAAGCUAAUAUUUUCUAACAUGACAUUUAUUCAUGGAGGGCAACCAUUGUUGUUUGCCCCUGGCCUGGCGUCUCCUGUGCCUUUUGAGAUAUUCUCACGCUGUUGCCUGUCUCCCCGAGCCCUCCUAUAGGCUUGCCAUAUGCAUGAGGGGGCCUCCAAACCACUGCCUUCUGGGUUCAGGUUGGCACCCAAGCUAAAAACACACGCGCGCACACAUUCAACCAGGCAGCUUUCCUUCUUGUCUCUUAGUGCCUGUGGAUCGACCCAUCUUUCGUAAAUCCUAUGCUGUGUACCAGAGAGGCUCUGCUAAUGAGGCCUACGGUAGUCUACAGUAGGAAGGCACCCGACUUGGGAGCUUACAAAUAUGUCACCCAAACCUUGUUACAUCAUUCAAACAAGCUAAGCUAUAGAUAAUAAACUGUGGAAAAGACAUUGAGAUCCAACAGAUUUCAGAUUUCGUAACAAACUGAUCUUUUGCACUCGGCAGUCUGUCAAGGCCUGCACUUUCUGUCUAUUAUGUAGCCUUUAAACCAUGUGUGUACUAAUACAUUAUUAAACCAAGAUUUACCAGCUUGCCUGAGCAGUCAGAAACAACUUCAAUCCAAAUCUGGCUCCUGCUCUCUCUCUCUCUCUUUCCUUGGUAAAGGCUCUUUAGACAGAGACUACGGUUGUGGAGAACUGGGCUCUUAAUUUGAAAUGUAGGGCGGGAGUCCCAUCUGUAAAGACUGAGACACUUCCACAGCAGUACUGUGUCUACCAUUUUGACUCGAAAAGGCAAAACUGCUCCUUUGCUGUAAUGGUAUUCCACAGUUAACUUUGUAAACCCAACCUCCACUUGUUUGACCCAAAGCUAGCUGUUAGCCUAGAGAAUCCUGUCUCGAAAGUGGCCCAGGACAUAGAGCUGGGAGGGGGAGAGACAGGGGCCGUAGUGGGGUGAAGAUGAAUCUCUGCUCUGUGACUUUUCAGUGUGAUUUAUGCAUAUUAUUAUUAUUAUGCACUUUUGUUUCCCCCUUCUAAUUUCAUUUUCCAGUUCAAAGUGAUAUUAACUGCUUGUGUUAAUACAUUUAUGAAACACAACACACCACAUACACAAUACUAAGGGCUUAUAAAAAAAGACAACAAUCAGAAUGUUUUGCUGCUUUUGAAAAAUAAAAAAAUAAUGAUUUAA